Molecule: messenger RNA, 545 nt
Organism: Guyanagaster necrorhizus
Lineage: Eukaryota; Fungi; Basidiomycota; Agaricomycetes; Agaricales; Physalacriaceae
Product: histone-fold-containing protein
Exons: 6
Coding region: 53-457 (134 amino acids)
Cellular component (GO): nucleosome
Molecular function (GO): protein heterodimerization activity; structural constituent of chromatin; DNA binding
Source: RefSeq, a predicted model, not a curated record
CUAUCACCUUCUCUUCAGCUCAUCACCAUCUCUUCACCCACUCUCGACUGCUAUGGCCCCCAAGCCCGCUUCAACAGCUUCCAAGACAGACUCCAAGGCUGCGAAGAAGACUGCCAGCAAGAGCAAGGCAUCAGCGCCAGCCGACGGUGAGAAGAAGAAGCGAAAAAAAUCGAGAAAGGAGACUUACAGUUCGUACAUCUACAAGGUGUUGAAGCAGGUCCAUCCCGACACUGGUAUCUCCAACAAGGCAAUGGCCAUCCUCAACUCCUUUGUCAACGACAUCUUUGAACGGGUUGCUACCGAAGCUUCUAAGCUCGCUGCUUAUUCCAAGAAAUCAACCAUCUCUUCCCGCGAAAUCCAGACCAGCGUUCGUCUUAUUUUGCCAGGUGAACUAGCCAAGCAUGCCAUUUCUGAGGGAACCAAAUCUGUCACCAAAUUUUCUGCUGGUGGCAAGUGAACGGAUUUUGUCUGUAGCCGGAUGAUACUUUUCUUCCAUUUUUGCUUUGUAUUCUAGCCAUCUUAUUCCACCAUCCUGACGGACUAAG